Candida dubliniensis CD36 is the source of this 2337-nucleotide messenger RNA. RefSeq lists its product as uncharacterized. Bases 1 to 2337 code for a protein of 778 amino acids. The record is from RefSeq and is a predicted model, not a curated record. NCBI's taxonomy places the organism in Eukaryota, Fungi, Ascomycota, Pichiomycetes, Serinales, Debaryomycetaceae. Gene Ontology annotation, cellular component: Ino80 complex; cytoplasm. Gene Ontology annotation, biological process: regulation of DNA-templated transcription. The transcript has a single exon.
AUGGCACCAUCAAAAGUCAAACUGGAGGAAGAGACUUUCCCACCACAGGAGAUACAUUUACUUAAAGAUGCAGUUUUUGGGUUUCACAAACAGGAGCCUUUUUAUCAAAACUAUCAACAGGAUGUUCCUAUUGCAAUUGAUUUGGGAACUUCAAGUUUAAGAGUCGGAUUAACGAAUUCUCCAGAGCCAAACAAUGUUUUCCCAGGAAUAAUUUCACGUUAUAGAGAUAGAAAAGCAAUGAAGACAUUAACAAUUAUAGGAAAUGAUGUUUAUAGUGAUUCGGCAUUGAGAUCAACAAUCAAAACACCUUUUGAUGGGCAACUAAUCACAAAUUGGGACUACAUGGAGUAUAUUUUAGACUAUUCAUUUGAACAUAUUGGUGCAACAAGCGAUAACGGAAAAUUGAAUAAUCCAAUUGUGAUGACCGAACCAAUAACAUGUACAUACAACCAACGUAAAUCUAUGUAUGAGCUAUUGUUUGAGGCGUACCAAGUUCCUAAAGUGAGUUUUGGAAUUGAUUCUUUGUUUUCAUUUUAUGCAAAUUCGUCUGGAAAAUCAAGUGGGUUGGUAAUAGGCGCAGGUAACCAGCUGACAAGUAUUAUACCUGUGAUUAAUGGUAGGGGAAUAUUGUCGCAAGCUAAAAGGAUUGAUUGGGGUGGCGAACAACUGCAACAAUAUCUAUCAAAAUUGUUAGCCCUCAAGUAUCCAUAUUUUCCAAGCAAGUUAAAUAACUAUCAUACGGCCAACUUGUUCAAAGAUUAUUGCUACAUUCUGGAAGACUACCAGCAGGAGAUUAAACAUAUAUUGGACAUUGAUGUUUUAGAAUCAAAGGACGUAGUAGUGCAAGCACCGGUUGAAAUUAAUGUGAGUAACGAGAAGAAGAAAACAGACGAAGAAUUAGCCGAACAAGCUGCCAAAAGAAAAGAACAAGGUAAAAGACUACAGAAACAAGCUCAAGAGAAACGAUUGGAAAAACUAGCACAGAAGCAAGAAGAAUGGGAAUAUUUCUCCAAAUUUAAAGAAGAUAACGCCUCUUUGUCCCCACAAGAGUUUGAAACUAAAUUAAUCGAAAACGGCUUUGAUGGUCUAGAAGAUUUCAAAAAGUAUAUGAGUUCUCUAGAAAGAUCCUUAAAAAGAGCUAGCCAAGGAGGAGAAGACGACCACGAAGAAGAAGAAAUUGAUCCGUCGAGUGCAUGGCCUUUAGUUGAUAUACCCGACGAUCAAUUAACAGCCGAACAGAUAAAGGAAAAAAGAAAACAAAAGCUUCACAAAGCCAAUUUUGAAGCCAGAGAGCGUAAUAAAGAGAUUAAACGGCAGCAAGAAGAAGCGAGGUUGCAAUUUGAGAAGGAGCAACAGGAGUGGCGUGAUCGUGAUUUGGAUGACUGGUGCACCACCAAACGUUUAAAGUUGGCCGAGGCCAUUAGCAAGUACAAAGAAAGGCAAAAGCUAUUGGAAUCGUUUAAGGACAGAAAGUCUGCUGCUGCGCAACAAAGAAUGAAAUACAUUGCAGAUUUAGCCAACGAUGAGAAUGGUUCGACUUCAACUCAAUCCCGGAAAAGAAGACGUAAUGCCAAUGCGACAAUAGAUAAUGAUCCCAAUGACACUUUUGGAGCUAACGAUGAGGACUGGAAUAUGUAUAGAGAGAUAACAAACUCCAGUGUCGAGGAAGAAAUGGAACAAAUAAACAGUGAAAUUUUGAAAUUGGAAGAGGAGCUUUUGUUAUAUGAUCCAAAUUUCCACCAUGAGGAUACCUUUGCCGCCGCAUCAACGUUUGAUUGGAAGAACCUGGUACUCCAUAAAUUUAUACAUGGUCCUCGUCCGAAUAUUACAAUUGAAAUGCAAGCUGAAGGGUUACUGCCAGAAGAAAUAGCCACACAUCCUGAAAUGAUCCGGAAAAACCACCAAAUGCAUCUAAAUGUAGAAAGGAUUAGGGUUCCGGAAAUAUUGUUUCAACCGAGUAUUGGUGGUAUUGAUCAAGCUGGAAUUAGUGAGAUUGCUGACGAUUUGUUGAACAGUAGAUUGGACGGGAACUUUACACCCGGUGGUCAAUCAUAUGAAGUUUUGGGGGACAUAUUUUUAACGGGUGGAUUGUCACUUUUACCUGGGUUCAAAAAUCGAAUAAUGUCAGAUUUUAGAUCAUUCCUUCCUGUGGGUGCCCCAUUACAUGUUAGAACAGCCAAGGACCCCAUUUUAGAUCCAUGGCACGGUAUGUACAAGUGGGCAAAUAGUGAAGACAGCACUGAUGGCUAUGUAACAAAAGAAGAAUACGAAGAAUACGGUCCUGAAUAUAUUAAAGAACAUGGACUUGGUAAUGCUUGCUUGAAAGAUUGGAGUUAA